Exserohilum turcica Et28A is the source of this 1790-nucleotide messenger RNA. RefSeq lists its product as uncharacterized. The transcript is spliced from 2 exons. NCBI's taxonomy places the organism in Eukaryota, Fungi, Ascomycota, Dothideomycetes, Pleosporales, Pleosporaceae. The record is from RefSeq and is a predicted model, not a curated record. Gene Ontology annotation, molecular function: DNA-binding transcription factor activity. The coding region runs from base 186 to 1790 and encodes 534 amino acids.
CUGGCCCCCAUUCUCGACGCUUUGCUUGCACACUUGCAGACAGUCUUCCCUACUAGUAUCUCGGUCUGGACUAUUUGGUGCUACCGACACACUCAGCGCCGCACCCUUUCAUCACGUCUUUGUCCAGACUUGAAGUGUCGCAUUAUUUGUAGGCAAUACUGCCUGCUGAACCUAUCGCUCACGCCAUGGAAGCUCACCCAUUUGGAGACCUGCACCAAGCACACGACAUGGAAGACUCACGGUACCCCUUUUGGAUGACCGACCAAGACAGCUAUAUCCAGCCGUACAGGCAGCAGGAGAUGCCCUUUCUCAUGGACGAGGAUACCUAUCUUGAUGACUUUAGCAAUGGCAGCACAAACGCCCCACCCAUGCAGCGUUUCAUGACCGAUUCGUACCCGCUCACAGAUGGUAUGCUGCAUGCAAACAUACCACUGAACGGUCAAUACAAGUGGCAGCCAGAGCAACAGUGGUUCCCGGCCGACUGCUUCCGGCAUCCCUCGCCCGAUCGCACGUCGUCUUCGAAUACCAGCCAGAACACUCAAGACGAGCUGUCAUCGCCGUACACAUACCACGUCAGCCCGUACGUCAGCCCGAUGGAUUACUCGCAGAUGUCGUAUUCGUUUCCACCCACAGAGCAAUUCCAAGGUAUCUCCUACCAAUUCGAGGCUUCAGUGUUGCCAGGCAAUUGCUCCCUAAGCGAACUGGAGUAUACCCCCGCUGUGCCUAAGACCGAGAAUGACGACGUCACUGUCAAACAAGAGACCAUCCCCGACUCCCCGCACAGAGCCGUCAAGAAGGAAGAGACACCAGAGCCUAUGGUGUAUUCAGACUCGGGGAUUGGAAAUUCCACGCGAGACGCGCAAUCAGUCGAACCGGUCGAUUUUUCCCAAGAGUCCACUUCCGACUCCGAGUACAGCCCAUCGCCUUGUCGCUCUGGUAAGCGAAGACGGUCUACAGCGUCGGGGACCGGCCCAGGUCAUUCAUUAAAGCGUCGCAAGCAUGCUAGGAAGGACUCAUAUGCGUCAAGUCCUACUGUCUGUACUAAAGUCGACAAGAAAGCUCGUCGGUCCUCUAAAUCCUCUGUCAACCGCAACACCGAAGCAGCCCACCAGGCCGACUGCCGGCGCCGCUUUCCCUGUCCUUUUGGAAUCUACGGCUGCAAGUCUGAAUUCUCCUCCAAGAACGAAUGGAAACGACACAUUAGCACUCAGCACAUCAAGCUCAGCUACUGGCGCUGCGACCUGUGCCCGCCAUCCGUCGACCCCAGCGACGAAGACUCGUUCUACCACAACGACUUCAACCGCAAAGACCUCUUCACCCAGCACCUGCGCCGCAUGCACGCCGCGACCAAAGACAAGUCCCCCCACAGCCACAAAGAGUACCCCGUCACCGAAGACAAUCUCGCCGAGCACCAGGCGCGCUGCAGCCACCGCCUGAGAAACCCCCCGCCGCUCUCCAGCUGCCUUUUCUGCCCCCGCUCCUUUGAAGGCGUCAAUUCGUGGGAUGAGCGCAUCGAGCAUGUGGGAAGGCAUCUGGAGAAGGAUUACGCCACUCGACCUGGCAUGCUCGACCCAACGACCUGGAAUGUCGACGAGAGACUUGAGCGGUACCUUGUUGACGAGGGACUGAUUGCGAGUGACGGCAUGCACGUGCUAUGUGUGUCUCAUGUCGCAUGUAUGCCAUGUGGGGGGGGGGCUGUGUCUGCCCUUUUUUUCCUUCUCUGUUCAGCUUCACUUUUUUUUGGGGGGGGGGGUGUGUGCUACGCUGUGGAUGUGAAGCGAGGGAGGUAG